CGAAGCGACGGUAACGCCAUCUAAUGUUUUCUAUAGAAUAGAAAACCAAACCGAGAAUUGAGUCAUUACGUAAACGAGUGUUCUGAAGGUGACUUGCAAUUUUUUCUGUUCUUCACUUGAUUUAAUUGUUCUUGAUUAAAUUAAAUCUUUUAUUCUUUUUGACGUGAUAAAUUGUAUAACCUUGUUAACUAAUUUUAAUUGAAAUGGCUCGACGAGGACGAAGUUCAUCACCUGGUAGAUCUUCACCAAUGGCCAGUCGACGAACUCCUAUGGCUGCACCUCCUCAAAGGGCUCCUGUUCCUGUUGCUCCAGCUCCAACUGCCGUUGGACCUGCUAUGGGAUCUCAAGGUCCUGGAUUGAUGGCACAAAUGGCUGCCACCGCUGGUGGUGUUGCUAUUGGAUCGGCUGUUGGACAUACCGUUGGCCAUGCUAUCACUGGUGCUUUCUCUGGUGGACAUGAUGCUGCUCCAGCUCAACAAGAAGCUGUUCCACAACAAUACCAACAACCACAACAAUAUCAACAACAACAACAACAACAAUCAGCAUGUUCAUUGGAGCUUCGACAAUUCCUUAAUUGUACUCAAGAGCAAUCAGAUAUCUCUUUGUGUGAGGGUUUCAACCAAAUUCUAAAGGAUUGUCGUAUGCGAUUUGGAUCACAACCCAAUUACCAGUAAUCAAUAGUUGGACUAAAAAUUCUAAUUGUUAAUCCAGUUAGAUUAGUAAAAGAAACUCUUUGACCCUAAUUCUCUAUCUCUGCUCUCCGAAAUUGAUUAUUUUUGAUUUCCUCCAUUUUUGCCCAUCCAAAAUCAAAAUUUUGUUAGUCUUUCUUUACAAAACAUGAUCUAGUGUUCCCAAUUUAAGUUACAAUUAUAAAUGUGUUGUUUGAAAACAACAAUUCAAAUUAAGCUCGACAGGAAAUCAAUUCUUGGAACAGCAAUUCUGUUAGCUGUAAAUUUAAAUGUUUAUUGAUAUUACAUAAAAUUGUUAAACAAUCAA
This is a messenger RNA of Panonychus citri (citrus red mite), 996 nucleotides long. RefSeq names its product coiled-coil-helix-coiled-coil-helix domain-containing protein 2-like (gene Chchd2). The coding region runs from base 204 to 674 and encodes 156 amino acids. Lineage: Eukaryota; Metazoa; Arthropoda; Arachnida; Trombidiformes; Tetranychidae. Gene Ontology annotation, cellular component: nucleus; mitochondrion. The transcript is spliced from 2 exons. The record is from RefSeq and is a predicted model, not a curated record. Gene Ontology annotation, biological process: mitochondrion organization.